This is a messenger RNA of Olea europaea var. sylvestris, 2041 nucleotides long. Its product is annotated as DNA (cytosine-5)-methyltransferase CMT2-like. The transcript is spliced from 16 exons. NCBI's taxonomy places the organism in Eukaryota, Viridiplantae, Streptophyta, Magnoliopsida, Lamiales, Oleaceae. The record is from RefSeq and is a predicted model, not a curated record. The annotation marks the transcript as partial. Gene Ontology annotation, molecular function: chromatin binding; methyltransferase activity. Gene Ontology annotation, cellular component: nucleus.
CUUUUGCUUUUAAGUCUACACAGUCCGUACUGUGAUUCAAUCUUUUAUUUACUUUCUGUUAGAUUUCAACAAUGGCGGAGGGGGCACACCAUCAAUCGGCGAAUCCGGCAUUAUUCCCGCCUCCUCCACAGCUGGACCCGAGUACUCCAGCCCAGUUAGAGAAUGGCGACGGAGCCAGUGGCGAAAUGGAGGUUUCUCCCAAACUGGAGAUAUUUACGGAGUCCACUUUAGUGAAGCAGAAAAUCGAAAUGGUGAGAAGCUUGCAUCAGAAUUAUCGGAGACGGUCAACGAGAUUAAUUGAGAACGGCGGAGGAGAAAGCAGUGGCAAAUCGAGGAAUUCAGGGGAACUGGAGAAAUCACCACCACUGAAGAAGCAAAAGACUGGGAAAAAAGUUUCAUUCUUUAUUGGUGACCCGGUUCCUGCGGAUGAGGCUAGGCUCCAAUGGCCUUGGCGUUAUGAUGAAAAUAAGGGUCCAAAAAAUAAUGGACAUGCCUCAAAAUGCGAGGAUGACGACGAAGAUCAGCUUAUUUUGAAUAUAAAGUGCCAUUAUUCACAAGCGAUAGUAGCAAGUGUAGUUUUUAGUCUUGGUGAUUGUGCAUACAUAAAGGGUCCAAAACGGGGUCCUAAUUAUGUUGGCAGGAUACUAGAAUUUUUUGAGACAAAAGAUGGUGAAGACUAUUGUAGGGUUCAAUGGUUCUUUAGAGCUGAAGACACGGUUAUGAAGGAUGAAGGGAAAUCUCAUGACAAGAAACGGCUAUUUUAUUCUACUCUGAUGAACGACAAUUUAUUAGAUUGUAUAGUUUCAAAAGUUGAAGUUGUUCAAAGAGUACCAAAUGUAAGUUUGAAAGGAAAACCUCUUUCAGACUGUGAUUUUUAUUUUGAUAUGAAAUACUCGGUGGAUUACUCAACAUUCAGUACAAUUGUAACAGACCAUCAUGCAGAUAAGACUGAUUUAUCAUCUCCAUCUCCUAUGAUGACGACAAGCUUUCGCAAAGAUGCCACAAAUAAUACCGGUAUCAAGUGCAGUGCCGAUGAAGCGCCCAAUAAAGGACUUCAUAUAUCAGAGCUAGCACUACUGGAUAUGUAUGCUGGCUGUGGAGGAAUGUCAACGGGGUUAUGCUUUGGUGCCAAAGCAUCUGGCAUAAAUCUUGUGACGAGAUGGGCUGUUGACAUGGAUGAAGCUGCAUGUGAAAGCUUGAGGUUCAACCAUUCAGAUACACAAAUUAGAAAUGAAUCUGCGGAGGACUUUCUUGAUUUGUUGAAGGAAUGGGACCGUCUCUAUAAAAAAUAUGUGAACUGUGAAGUAAGAGAACUGAAGUCAAGAGUUAGAGAAGUUGAUGAAGACAUAAACCUAAAAGCUGAUGGUAAAAGAAACCGUGAAUAUGAAGUUGAUAAGCUAGUAGCCAUAUGUUAUGGCGAUCCCACAGAAACAGGAAAGCGCGGGCUUAAGUUCAAGGUGCGUUGGAUUGGAUACAGUUCAAAGGAUGAUACAUGGGAGCCAAUUGAGAACUUAGGUAAUUGCCAAGAGCGGAUACAAGAUUUUGUACUUGAGGGAAUUAAGGCGAAAAUUCUGCCACGUCCGUAUUUUCUCUUUUCUCCAGAUAUGAUGGACUCUUCUUCCAGCAGUGCAAGCACACGCAAGAAUCCUGUUCUGUAUGAUCACCUUCCUUAUCCAUUGGGAAAUGAUGACUAUUUGCGGAUUUGUAAAAUACCUAAAAGAAAGGGUGCAAGUUUUAGAGACCUUCCAGGCAUUGUCAUUGGAUCCGACAACUCUGUUCGACGAGCAGAGGAGCAAAGUUUGAUGCCAUCUGGAAAGCCAUGGGUACCUGAUUAUGCUAUUAGUUUUCGUGAUGGAAGGUCUACAAAACCAUUCAGACGGUUGUGGUGGGAUGAGACUGUGGCAACUGUCUUCUGUUUUCCUGAUCAUCACACACGGCCAAUUUUGCACCCUGAGCAAGAUAGAGUCCUCACUCUACGGGAAUGUGCAAGGCUGCAAGGCUUUCCUGAUUAUUAUAAGUUUUGUGGAAAACUGAAGGAAAG